Molecule: messenger RNA, 2139 nt
Organism: Lichtheimia ornata
Lineage: Eukaryota; Fungi; Mucoromycota; Mucoromycetes; Mucorales; Lichtheimiaceae
Exons: 2
Coding region: 1-2139 (712 amino acids)
Cellular component (GO): fungal-type vacuole membrane; vacuolar transporter chaperone complex
Source: RefSeq, a predicted model, not a curated record
AUGAAAUUUGGUGCUGAAUUGGAGAGUCGUAUCCAUAUGCCAUGGCGAGACGCAUACAUGAACUACAAUGUACUUAAGCGGGAGCUCAAAGAUCGGCAGCUCGAUCAUGGAUGGCGUGAGCAUGAUGAGAUGUUCUUUUUGGGAGCAUUUGAGAAAGAUCUCGAAAAGGUGUACAAUUUUGUGGCCCGCAAGCUCAACGACGACAUUAUCCCUCGAGUGGAAUCAUGCGAGAGACAGCUUAAUAGUGUGAUGCCAUGCAGCGGGGAGCAACCCAGUGACUUACAUCGGGCUCUUGCAUCUCAACUUGCUGACAUUCUUGUGGAUAUCAAUGAAUUGGCUCGUUUCCAUCGAUUAAACCAGCAAGGAUUCGAAAAGAUGGUCAAGAAGCAUGAUCGUUGGACGCAUUUGAAUCUACGACAGCGAUACAAGCAAGAGAUGCAACAAAAAUGGCCAUUGGAUGCAUUAACACAGACGUUUGAUGAGCUUGUGGUGAGAAUAUCGCAUGCCAACAAUCAUUGUGAAGGGCAACAAUAUGGGCCACCGCCACCACCCAAGGGGGGCACACAACAAGAACAAGUGGAAUUUGAACGUGCAACUGCCAAGUACUGGGUUCAUCCCGAUAAUAUCACUGAAGUCAAGGCGAUCAUCCUUUUCCAUUUGCCUGUGCACGUUUACAACCGCAAAAAACAAUACGAAGCCAACGACGCUGCCAUCUCUUCUGUUUAUUUUGACAAUCCAGCAUUUGAUUUGUAUACGGAACGAUUGCAACGGGAUGAGGGAGCUGAAGCUAUUCGUUUUCGCUGGUAUGGUCAAGAUGCCAAGAAUGUGUACAUUGAACGCAAGACACAUCACGCCCCAUGGUUGAAUGGACACUCUGUCAAGGAUCGUUUUCGACUCAAGGAGCACAAGGUGGUGCCGUUUAUGCAUGGCACGCAUACAGCCGAUCACGUGGCAGCGGACCUUCGACAAGCCGGCAAUGCCGCGGAACACUCGAUUCAACAGCAGCAUUUCAUUGCUGAUGGUGUGCAACGUUCCUUUUCUCAACGCAAGUUAUCACCCAUGUGCCGUGUAUUCUACAAUCGUACGGCAUUCCAAAGACCCGGCGACCAACGAUUGCGUAUCUCACUUGAUUGCAACUUGACUUUUAUACGAGAAGAUGGAUUGGAUGGUCGUUCAAGAGCAGGUGGCAAUUGGCGUCGUACUGAUGUUGGUAUCGAAUAUCCAUUCCAUCAAGUCGAGGAAAGAGAUAUUCAUCGUUUCCCCUAUGCUGUACUCGAGACCAAGAUCCAGACCCACCUAGGACAAGAAACACCAGCAUGGCUAGAUACGUUGCUCAACAGCCACUUGGUGCAUGAAGUACCUCGCUUUUCAAAGUAUCUACAUGGCGCUUGUCAAUUGUAUCCUGAUCGCGUGCCCGUACAACCAUGGUGGCUUGAAGUCCUUGAUACAGAUAUUCGUAAACCUCCUAUGCUCGGUGUUGGUUUGUCACGUUCUCUCAGCCUGCAACCUCUUGUCAAUGGUCAUCAUCGUCACUCGUUAUUUUAUUCCGAUUCACAAGCAGCAGCAGCAGCAGCAGCAGCAGCAGGUCCCCGUCACCUUGCCAUCAAUUUCUCUUCGGCCAACAAGAUGGUAUCCAGGCAACGUGAACGUGCUGGCGAUCUGCUUUCUCGUUUCUAUCCAAAAUUGAUUUCCGACAAGAACAAAAAGAAGGAUGAUGACACUGAAAAGGAUCAACUCCCUCCACCUAAUACAUCCAAACCUCCUCAACCUCAACAACGUGUGCGUUCUAUUAUUCGGAAAAUCGAGCCCAAGACCUUCUUUGCCAAUGAACGUACAUUCAUUUCUUGGUUGCAAUUUUGUGCCUUGCUGCUCACUGUCGCUCUCAACUUGCUCAACAAUGGCGAUCGCAUAUCACGCAUCAUUGGCGGUGUCUUUAUCAUCAUGGCGUCCAUCAUGUGCCUUUAUGCAUUAGGCCGCUAUCAAUUCAGAGCAUGGCAACUACGCACGGGUCGCUACGUUAUACGCUACGAUGAUUUGUAUGGCCCAACGGUCCUUUGUGUCUGCUUGGUUACUGCACUCAUUGUUAACUUUUAUUUACGUCUUCCCCAAUUGAAAGAGACAACAACAACCUCGCCAUAG